Messenger RNA from Gordionus sp. m RMFG-2023, 1739 nucleotides. RefSeq names its product dnaJ homolog shv-like. The record is from RefSeq and is a predicted model, not a curated record. Gene Ontology annotation, molecular function: misfolded protein binding. Gene Ontology annotation, biological process: protein folding; protein maturation. Gene Ontology annotation, cellular component: endoplasmic reticulum. The transcript is spliced from 10 exons. The coding region runs from base 73 to 1155 and encodes 360 amino acids. Lineage: Eukaryota; Metazoa; Nematomorpha; Gordioida; Chordodea; Parachordodidae.
UUAGGAAAAUAACAGGCAUCCAUUGUGUUCCACACGUGUAAGUUGCUACUAACUGCAUUUACAACAAGGGAUAUGUUAAUAAGCAACUUUUUUCUGAUAUCCGGAGUUAUAAUUCUACAAUUUGGUAUCCUAAUUUGUGAUAGAGAUAACUAUUAUGCAACUUUAAAUGUACCAAAAGAUGCAAAUAUUAAUAAAAUUAAAAAAGCUUAUAGGAAUUUAGCAAAAACAUUACACCCAGACAAAAAUAAAAAUGAUCCAGAUGCAUCUGAAAAAUUUAAAAAGCUGACAACAGCAUAUGAAGUUCUUUCAGAUAAGGGCAAACGUGCAAUAUAUGACAAAGGAGGGGAUCCAUUGAAAUCAGGAGGUCAAGAUAUGUUUCAUGCAAAUGAUAUAUUUUCAUCGUUUUUUGGAGGGUUCUUUCAUCAAGAAGAAGGAACAACUCAAAGAGAAUUUAAAGGGGCAAAUGUUGUUAUUGAUUUAUAUGCCACUCUGGAAGAGAUAUACAAUGAACUUUUUGUUGAAGUUGUAAGAUUCAAACCAGUUUAUAAACCAACUUCUGGAACAAGAAAAUGUAAUUGUAGGGCAGAAAUGGUAACAAAGCAAUUAGGACCUGGUAGAUUUCAAAUGAAUCAGGUUGAAAUUUGUGAUGACUGUCCUAAUGUCAAGAUCGUGAAUGAAGAAAAACUCUUAGAAGUCGAGAUCGAAAAAGGUGUCGCUGACAGAUAUGAAUAUACAUUUUUUGGAGAAGGUGAGCCGCACAUUGAAGGAGAACCUGGAGAUUUGAUUUUCAAGAUAAGAGAAACCAAGCACAAAUUUUUCGAAAGAAGGGGAGACGAUCUAUUCUGCAAUAUUACGAUCUCAUUAGUUAACGCGCUCUUGGGGUUUUCUAUGGAUAUCGAACAUUUAGAUGGUCAUAAGGUAAAAGUCAAACGUGAUACCGUUACCAAACCAGGCGACAAAAUGAAGAUACCCAGGGAGGGGAUGCCCAAUUACGAUAACAACAACAAAUUCGGCGUAUUACACAUAACCUUCGAUGUUGUAUUCCCUCCCAAAAAUCACAUAUUUAAUGACGAAUCCGAAAAAACAGCUAUCGACAAGCUAUUUGGAUCAUGGCAUCAAGCUCCCAUUACUUAUAACGGUUUACAAGCUAAUUAAUCUAAUAAUUGUCAGCCGAGUCAACUAUUAAAACGAUAUCCAUAUGGUUUUUGCACAAUAAAAUGCGAAUUUGAACAUACUCGUUAACUAAAUCCCCUAAGAUCUAAUACCAUUUACAUUCAUAUAUAUAUAUAUAUAGUUUAAUUAUUUGUGAUAUGUACCAUAAUAUUUUUAUCUCUCAUAUAUAUAUUAAUUUAUAUAAUUUCUUAGGUUUUAUAUAUAUAAAAAAAUAAAUGUAUAAAAAUUGUAACUUGCUCGUAUCAAAUUAAUUAAUUUAUAUAUUUUUUUUAUAAACAUUAUUAGGGAUUCCUUUAUAUAUAUUUUUUUAUAAUUGUAUCGACUUGUCAUUUUUGUAAUUAUAAUCAUAAUUUUUUUAUGUCAUUUAUUUAUUUACUAUGUAAAGUAUUCGUUUGAUUUAUAAAAUUCGAUAAAUUAUUUGGGGGACUUAUGUAAAAUGUAAAUUUUUCUAUUGAGGGGAAGGAGAAUAAAGAUAUGUUUUACGCGUUAUUGUUUAUCCGAGUUUAUCGACCAAUUUUUCAAUAAUCCAAUAUUCACACAAACCCGAUCCGAUAUUUAAAUUGAUU